GGACAAUGACCAUCCUCCAGCCUCCCAUACCAUCCUGCCUUGAGCUGGAAUUUAACUCAUAGUCUGGGUACUAGUAGUCGAAGAGCUCGGACUGCAGGUGCCGUUUUGGUGGAGGCAUGUUGUCGGGGUUCAGGCCGGAUUGAAUAACAGCCCACCGCGCGCCCUCCUUCCCAACCUUAUUCCUCCCUCGAACAUGCACUUCCCUUCCAAGCCGUGAUGAUGGAAGAGCGCCUUCCAUCACAAUACAGCUUGCCCAUGACGUUCCAGACUUCUCGAGGAUGCCGGACCGUCCCCUUCUCCCUCUCCUUUUCUACGUGAUGAGUGUCCGGCUCCGAGUGUUCCCCCAUUAUUUCGCCUUUGGUUUGGGAAGAAGCCAGCCAGGCUCACAUUGCUAUUCUUACUCGGAGCUUUUUUAAUUUCUUGAUCCAGGCUUACUAUCGAGUUUCCAGUUCAAGAGCCCAUUCCACAGCCAUGUCGAGUCCUUUGGGUAUGGAGCUCGAUGUCAUGCCGGGUGACGAGGCAAGUCUCAAGACGAACAGCCCCCGCCGGUCGCUCGUCGCAUCACUCCAUCGCAAGACGUCGCAUCUCUUGGGCCGUAAUCCCGUCAUCACCAACACUGCUGACAACACCCCCCUGCCCGUUCACCCGGGGCCUCUGAGAAGCAAGCCCAGUUGGUUUCACUCGGUUGGUGCUCGCUUACAAUCUAAAAGGCACAACCAUGCGGUCAUCCAGUCGUCGGACAGCUCUCAAGAAAUCGAGGUCGAGUUGGAGGAAGGCAGUGGCAUGAUCAACCCGCCUUCAUCUCCAGAGAUCUCUCCAGAGACCUCGCGAUCCCGCUCACCAGAGAGGCGCCGGACAUUCAGCGGCCGCCUGAGGCUUCGUUCUCUCCCUGCCAAAAUCCGUCGCCGGAGUGCCGCCCUCUUCCGACGGACAUCAUCUUCGAACCCCAGUGACGAGGAUAAAGAGAACCUUUCGCUUCUCGAAACUCCUCCUGCAGGCCCUGUCAACUCUCCCAAUACGGGGAGCUGGAGUUCUUUCCGGUCUGGCGUCCAGAGAGCUGUCCGGGAAAUGGUUGACGGCAACUUUUGCUUCCCCGAGGACCACGGCGCCCGAAGGCCGCCGCCUCCUCCGCGGUCACCUGCCAGAGUGCCUCUGAGAACACUCUGGACCAUCAUGUCAGCCGAUUCGUCCGAGUCAAGGCCAAGCUUGCGCAACAAGCCCGCCUUCAGAGCAAACCAAGUCAUACCACCUGUCCUCCCCUGACCUUUCCCGGGAGUGGUCUCCCACAUCAUCGUCACGUUACGACGCGGAAGUAUCACCUUUCAACGGUAGCGGGGAAUCAGCGGAAGGCUUGACGAACGCCGGCUCGGGCCCUGAUUUGUCGCCCAUUUCGACCGUCCACAGCCCAGCAGAGAACCAGAGGGCGAGCCACGACAGUGAGAGCUUGCCUGAGAGCCCCGUCGACGAGGAGAAUGCGCCCGA
Messenger RNA from Parathielavia appendiculata, 1482 nucleotides. RefSeq lists its product as uncharacterized. The transcript is spliced from 4 exons. The record is from RefSeq and is a predicted model, not a curated record. NCBI's taxonomy places the organism in Eukaryota, Fungi, Ascomycota, Sordariomycetes, Sordariales, Chaetomiaceae. The coding region runs from base 472 to 1263 and encodes 263 amino acids.